AUGGCACUGUCAGUACCGAAAGCCCCGGGAUUCAGUUCAAUGCUGAAGGAGGGCACCCGACACUUCGCGGGCCUCGAGGAGGCCGUCAUCCGCAACAUCGAGGCCUGCAGUGAACUGUCCACCACUUUGAAGACCGCUUACGGACCCAAAGGACUCAACAAAAUGAUUAUCAAUCACUUGGAGAAGCUGUUCGUGACGUCGGACGCGGCGACAAUCAUGAGGGAAAUGGAUGUCCAACACCCGACCGCCAAAAUGAUCAUUCAGGCCUCGCAGAUGAUGGAGCACGAGGUCCUCUUUGUCUCCAUUUUGACCAUUGAUUCGCUGAUAUCUGUGGGCGACGGAACCAAUUUCGUGAUCCUAUUCGCCGGUUCUCUACUGGAAAACGCCGAAGAGCUCAUCCGAAUGGGUCUUAAGCCCACGGAAAUCAUUGAUGGAUACGAAAUGGCGAUCAACAAAGUGUUGGAUGAGAUUCUGCCCGAACUCACAGUCCAUGAGGUGAAGGAUGUCAGGGAUUUGAAAGAAGUGACGAAAGCCAUCCGCUCUUCAGUUAUGAGCAAACAGUACGGAAACGAAGAUUUCUUGUCGGAACUGAUCGGGAAGGCGUGUAUAGCAGUGAUCGGCAAUAAUAAUGCCUUUAAUGUGGACAACAUUAGGAUCUGUAAGAUAUUGGGCUCAGGAAUCGGAGGGUCACAAGUGGUCCAGGGAAUGGUGUUUAAGAAAUUGGUUGAGGGCGAUAUAACAGUGGCAGACAAUGCCAAUGUUGUGGUCUACACGUGUCCGGUGGACACACAGGCGACCGAAACGAAGGGAACGGUUCUCAUUAAAUCGGCCGAAGAGUUGAAGGAUUUCAGUCGCGGCGAAGAGAAUCUAUUGGAGACACAGAUCAAAGCGAUCGCCGAAUCGGGCGCUAAAGUGAUUGUUUCCGGCGGAAAGUUCGGCGAUUUGGCCCUUCAUUACUGCAAUAAAUAUAAUUUAUUAGCCGUUCGUCUGAUGUCUAAGUUUGAUAUCCGACAGUCGGAUAUCAAACUUAGACAUCAGACGAACGGCUAA
Messenger RNA from Oppiella nova, 1050 nucleotides. Lineage: Eukaryota; Metazoa; Arthropoda; Arachnida; Sarcoptiformes; Oppiidae. The record is from the annotation of a GenBank genome assembly.